AAAGAAAAAAAUUAAGAACAAACAAUGAUUGUGUUUUACUUCUUUUGCCAGUUCUUUUUAGGUUAAUUUUAAAACAAGUAAUUAAUAAUAAAGUCAAUCUGACGUUUUGUCUCAAUACUGAACACAGAUUUUGAUUUUAGCAGUACAUUGCCUCGUUUAGUGUUUGUUUAUGUAUAAUAUAUGUAAAUUACACCAUUUGAACAAGACUAUAUUAGUGUAAUUAUUUCUUAGUGUAAUUAUAUACAUAUAAAAGUGUGUAAACUCAUCAUGACAUUAUAGCUCCUUGCCAAUACGAAUCUUUUUACGUGAUUUUGGAGACACACAAACUAUAAUAAAAUAAUAAAAAAUCAUAUUUGAAAUUAUAUAUCACACAUAUUUGGCGUUACACGUUGAUAUUAUCGUUAUAUUUGUACGUACCUACAACACAAUACGCGUAUCUGCCAAGUCAUGGUGACGAGUCGAUCGCGACGCAAGUAAUAGAGAUAACACAAUAGUAUCUAAAUAUUGAGUGGGGCAGAGCUGUUUAUGGACACAAGACGCAACAGUGGCUCGUCGAUUCCGCAGCACGCUAGCCGACCGCAACGCUUGCAACAUGCCUGAGCUAAAACGAUUCUCGCGCAGAGAAGUUGCCGAACGUAGCACUAAGCAACAGGCAAUGUUUAUAAUCUACAACCAGGUGUACGAUGUGACAAAGUUCCUCGAUGAUCACCCUGGUGGCCACGAGGUGCUUCUUGACGUCAUCGGUAAAGAUGCAACCACGGACUUCAAAGAUAUCGGCCACAGUAGUGACGCCAACGACAUGAUGAAGAAGUACCACAUCGGCGAUGUGAUUGAAGAAGAUAAGAUAGUAUACCAAAAGCCAAAAGCAGCUUGGGUCGACACUGAUGAGACAGCCGAGUCCAUGAACGACAGCUUUCUCAACUCGUGGAAAUUUCCCGUAGUGCUAGGUUUACUAAUGACGGUACUCUACUCAUAUAUAUUAGGAUAGCGCACGCGCCACCUGGGAUUCUAUCAAACGAUUUUAUAGUAUAAAGACAAUUUCGUCCUCGUUACAACUAUACUUAUUGUAAAAUGUUGUUUCAAGUGAGUGAUGCUAAAAUACGUAUCGUAUAUAAUAAUUAUAUUUGUUACAUGUUUUUAUAAGGAAGUUAUUUAUUUUAAUUCUAUUUUGAUUUUAUACGAUUGUUUUUGGAUAUUCUGUUGUAUAACACAUUAAAGGAGUAAAGUAAUAGUA
This is a messenger RNA of Nymphalis io (European peacock), 1234 nucleotides long. RefSeq names its product cytochrome b5-like. The coding region runs from base 593 to 988 and encodes 131 amino acids. The record is from RefSeq and is a predicted model, not a curated record. Gene Ontology annotation, molecular function: heme binding. Gene Ontology annotation, cellular component: intracellular membrane-bounded organelle; membrane. NCBI's taxonomy places the organism in Eukaryota, Metazoa, Arthropoda, Insecta, Lepidoptera, Nymphalidae. The transcript has a single exon.